This is a messenger RNA of Didymodactylos carnosus, 1587 nucleotides long. Lineage: Eukaryota; Metazoa; Rotifera; Eurotatoria; Philodinida; Philodinidae. The record is from the annotation of a GenBank genome assembly.
AUGAAGGUAUCAAACAACUUAUUUAUUGUCUUACUAACAGCCAUACAUGUGUUAAGCUUUUCGAAAGCCAAUCGUUAUUGUACAAAAUCAUGUGAAUUCACAGUAUCAUUUGAUUCAAAUUCAUUCAGUAUUCCAUCAACAAAUUGUUCAACUCAAACAUUAUUUGACAUUGGCUGUUAUUCUCGUGCUGCAAUUAAUUUUAAAACACGAUUAGUCACUAUUGUUUAUGACACUGAUCCAAUUCCACAAAAUGAAGAAUUUGAUAGUAAAGUAGAUCAAUUUAUUAAUAUUAAUUUUGCUACAGAAGAAUUUAUAGUUACACGAAUUUAUUUAUGUACAAUUUAUGAUGAUUGUGCAAGAAAAUAUACUGAAUCAAUUGUUCAAACUCUCAUUGAUAAUAAACCAAUUCUAAAUGGCAUUACAUUGGCGUUGUAUAACUCAGCUCCUUCAACAGAUCUAAGUUGUUAUGAUCAACAGAAUAAUACAGUAACAUGUUCUAGUGGUACGUGUAAAUUAGAAAUUGAUAUAAUCGGUGACGAUAAUCCAUAUAUACAAACAUUGUGCUCUAAUCAGUCACCACGUUUUUCUAGCAUAAUACUGCGUCACUAUCCGCCGAUUAGUUCGAUUCAAUUAAACGAGUUAGAAUAUUAUUGUAACGUGUUUCAGUGUAAUAGUUUUGCAGCAGCAAGGAACAUUCAAUCAAUUAUUGAGACUUAUUUGGGUCUAACACCAACUGUCAUCUGCACAAAAUCAUGUGAGUAUACCGUCUCAUUCGAUGAUCCAAUAACAAUACCAACGUCAAAUUGUCCAACUGAACAAUUAUCGGCUUUUGCCUGUAAUACUAUUCUCAUAAUCGAUUUUAAUAAACGACUCGUUACGAUAACCUAUGAUAUAGAUAAAUAUUCACAAAAUGUUUUAUUCGAUACUACGAUAAAUCAAUUUAUAAACAUUCAAUUCGAUGGACAAGAAUUUAACGUACGAAAGAUAUUCAAAUGUACAACUGGAAACGAUUGUGCUAUGAUCUAUGCAAAAUCUAUAGUUAAAGUAUUAAUUGAUAAUCAACCACUACUAGAGCAAAUUUCAGCUGAACUCUAUAAUCCAUUGGAUGUAACUAAUUUAAUCUGUUAUGAUAAACAGAACAAUACAAUUUCAUGCAACAACGGUACAUGUUUACUCGAUUUUGAUAUUUUUGAAGGUGCCAGUCCCAUUAUAGAAGCAGAUUGUACGCCCAAAAAAAUUCCAUAUUUUCGAAGUAUUCUCUUCCGUCAGUAUCCCACAUACUCCAAGAGCGAACUAACAGAAUUAGAAUAUUAUUGUAAUCAAGAUCGUUGUAACAGUCCAUUAACAGUACUGAAAAUUCAACAAAUUGUGAAUGAAUAUUUUUCAUUAUCUGCCUUAAUAGUACAAACCACAAUUACCCCAACAACUGAGUAUACAAGAACAACAAUUACCCCAACAACUGAGUAUACAAGAACAACAAUUACCGAUCCUAAUUCUACUGCGUAUUGCGUAGAACCAUAUAUGAUCAUGUUCUAUUUUAUGAUGUUAUCCUACUGCUUACAUUUUUGUAUACGUUUAAGAAACUAG